This is a messenger RNA of Pichia membranifaciens NRRL Y-2026, 959 nucleotides long. RefSeq lists its product as hypothetical. Gene Ontology annotation, molecular function: mRNA binding. The annotation marks the transcript as partial. Gene Ontology annotation, biological process: mRNA export from nucleus. The transcript is spliced from 2 exons. Gene Ontology annotation, cellular component: nucleus. The record is from RefSeq and is a predicted model, not a curated record. Lineage: Eukaryota; Fungi; Ascomycota; Pichiomycetes; Pichiales; Pichiaceae.
GGCAAGUUUCUAUUCCAACUAACCUUAACUGGAUCCCCUCGAUCGUCUGUUAGACAACACCACCACAAACAAAUCUAUCAACAACAACAUCCCUCACCAUGUCUUCUCUGGAACAGUCUUUGGACGCCAUCAUUGCUCACUCUGCCAAACCAGGUAGAAAGCCUGUCAGACGUAAUGUCAAAGGUGCCAAGAGACCGCAGGUGCUCUCGAAAACUGUGGUCGCCAGACCACGGACUGGGUUGAGAAAAACCGUUGCAAGACCAACUGCUCCUGUUGCAAGAAGACCAGUUGCACCUCCAGCAGCUCCUCAGCCAAGAUUAUUCCAAUCUGCCUCGUUAGACGUGGCCACUAAAGUCGUCGUUUCAGGCUUGCCAAAAGAUAUCAAAAAUGAUGUUAUCAGAGAAUUUUUCCAAUCGACUAUAGGUUCGGUUCAAAAUCUUACUCUUGCAUACAAUGAAAAAGGUAGAUCAACUGGUGUUGCUACCGUUAUUUUCAAGAAUGCUAAAGCUGCACAGGCUGCGGUCUCACGUUAUAACAAUGCAGCUAUUGACUCUGGCCGUUCAAAGUUGAAGCUUGAGCUCGUUGUUGAUACUACAAAAGUUCCACUUGCUGCAAGAAUUCAACCAAAUGCCAGACCGGCCACUUUGCAAAACAGAAUUCAACCUCCAAGAAAAGCAAGAGUUGAAGCACUAAAGGGCAGACCAGGCAGACCAGUCAACAGACCUACCAAAAUUGCCAAUAAAAGAAAAGAAACUCCAAAGAAGCCAGUCAAGAAGAAGAAGACUUUGGAGGAGUUAGAUCAAGAAAUGGCUGACUAUUUCGCUACUAACGAUAAAUAGGAGAAUUGUGCUUUUCUGUAAUUCGAAUUUUUGUUCUCUAUUAACUGCUUUUUAGCCGAAAAAUUUUGUGUUGUUUUAUAUUUACUUUUAUAUACCAAGAUCAAUUUACUGCUUUGUCAC